This is a messenger RNA of Rotaria sp. Silwood1, 909 nucleotides long. The record is from the annotation of a GenBank genome assembly. NCBI's taxonomy places the organism in Eukaryota, Metazoa, Rotifera, Eurotatoria, Philodinida, Philodinidae.
AUGAUUCAUAGGAUCGAACAACAUAUCAUAUCGGAUUUAAAUUUUAAUAGUUCAUAUAUUUUACAUCGUGAACAUUCAGAAAAUCAAUUGACUGCAAUGAUGAAACAUAUUGAAAGUAAUUUACCAUUACCAGUAACAAAUGAUUCAUUAAGAAAUUUUGCUCAAUUAAUUUAUUUAAGUCAAAUAAAUCAAGCUAUGACAUUAAAAAGUAUAAGUGAUCUUUGUCGACUUCAUUCAUCAACAGAUAUGAUUUAUCCAAAAACAAGUCAAAGUCAUACCAUGGGCUUAAUGUAUUGGCAAAUAAAUAAUAUUUGGCAAGCACCAACAUGGGCAACAAUUGAGUAUGGAUUAAAAUGGAAAAUGAGUCAUUAUUAUGUUGGUCAUAUGUAUGUACCUGUUUAUCCUAUUGCUAUGCUUACACCUUAUUUAGCUAAUGUUACAGAUGAAAAUGCUCAAGUUUCAUUUUAUGUUAUUAAUGAAUUACUUAAUGAUACACGUGGUGAUUUAAUAUGUUCAAUUUAUACAUUAGAUACAUUAUCACCUCGUUUAUCAUUUGGAAAUGAUAUUUUAUUUACUUCACCUGGUGUACAAAAUAUUAUGAAUUUUCCUUAUUCAUUAUUAAUGAAACGUGUUGAUUGUAAAGAUAACUCUCCAUGUAUAAUUCAUUGUUUAUUAAAUCAUAAUCAACAUCAAAUAGGACAAACAUUAUUUUUAAAUCGACCAAAAAAUUAUCAAUUAUUAAAUCCUAAUUUACAAAUUGAAAGUAUUAAACAAAUAUUAUCAACAGAUUCUAAUAUAACAAUUACUGUUGAUCGACCAGCUUUAUUUGUGUGGCUUGAUAUAACAACUAAUGUAACUGGUUAUUUUUCACGAAAUGGAUUUCAUGUUUCAACCAAGAAUGACUGUUAA